Molecule: messenger RNA, 945 nt
Organism: Paramisgurnus dabryanus
Lineage: Eukaryota; Metazoa; Chordata; Actinopteri; Cypriniformes; Cobitidae
Source: RefSeq, a predicted model, not a curated record
GGUCAAUGGCAAACCUGUUGGGCGUGGACAUACAGGCCGAGGGUCUUUUUUGUCCUAUAAAUACUGCGAGUGUUAAGGGAGACCAUCAUCAAACAGGUUCAGUCAGCAGUCAGCAGUCAUGAGGUGUUUGGUUUUCCUUGUGCUCCUUGGAGCAGCUUUUGCUCUGGACGAUGACAAGAUCGUUGGUGGAUAUGAGUGUCAGGCCCAUUCCCAGCCCUGGCAGGUGUCUCUGAACGCUGGCUACCACUUCUGCGGUGGCUCUCUGGUCAAUAAGGAUUGGGUUGUGUCUGCUGCUCACUGCUACAAGUCACGCAUCGAGGUCCGUCUUGGUGAGCACCACAUUGGCAAAAACGAGAAUACUGAGCAGUUCAUCUACUCCGAACGUGUCAUCCGCCAUCCCCAGUAUAACUCAUGGAACAUUGAUAAUGACAUCAUGCUGAUCAAGCUUAGCUCGUCAGCUGCCCUCAAUGCUUACGUGCAGCCUGUGGCUCUGCCCUCAGCCUGCGCCGCCGCUGGCACCAAGUGCUUAGUCUCCGGCUGGGGAAACACCAUGAGCUCUACUGCUGAUUCCAACAAGCUUCAGUGUGUGGAAGUCCCAGUCUUGUCUGAAAGUGACUGUAACAACUCCUACCCCGGCAUGAUCACAAAAUCCAUGUUCUGUGCUGGAUACCUGGAGGGAGGAAAGGACUCUUGCCAGGGUGACUCUGGUGGCCCCGUGGUGUGCAAUGGCCAGCUUCAUGGUGUUGUGUCCUGGGGUUAUGGAUGUGCUGAGAAGAAUCAUCCUGGUGUCUACACCAAGGUUUGCAUUUUCAAUGAUUGGCUUGCAGACACCAUGAACUCAUACUAAAGGGGAUCCAAAAACACACCUUUAAAGUCAGCCUCCAAUCCUGCAUUCCAUCAAUAAUUGUUUUAUUGGAGAUACAAAUAAAAUCAUUUCCUCUAAAA